CCCAGUAACUGUCUAUAGUAACCUGCACAUGGCAUUUUCUGUCAUCUUGACAGAGUCUUUAUGGAUCAACAGUGAUGGAGACCGAAGCUGUGUACAAGUGAUGGAGUCAUUUUCUAAAUGCAUUCUAAAUUUAAGGACAACUGAGGGAAGGAGAAGUUAAGCGAGCGGUGAGCAAUUUGAGCGAAGCAGGGUGUAACCUGAGUUGAACGUGGAGCGAUAUUGAGCGGAGCAGCCUGGAGCAGCUUUGAGCAGAGGGUAAGAACAGCUCCUUGAGCAAGGAGUGGAAAUUCUCACUGCUCCUCUCCACUCACAUGCUCUGCUAUCCCGUGAUGGGAGACUUUGGCCAAUCACAGGACAAUCUACAACCUCCUUAUAAAAAUUGUAUUUCCUUCCCCCCCCCCAUUUUAAAACAUGUUAUGAAACGUACGUGACAUUUAAAGUGACACAAUGAGGACAUGAGUCUGUAUCUAUGAUGGUGAAAUCAAUCCACUCGUCCCAUACAGAUACAUCUGUGAUACAGACAGCCAUGCCAGUACUGGAGGUGAUGUGCAGCCUGAUUGGCUGGUUCUGUCUCUACCUGCUGUUCUGCUGUAUCUUCGCUCAGCGGGGGCCCGAGUGGAACUGCCGGUUGGUCACUUUGUCCCACGGGGUCCUAAUAGUACUGCUGACAGCAUAUGUCCUCUUCAUAGACGGACCCUUGCCUUUCACCCAUGCAGGUACAGAAAAUACUGAGCUCCAGACCUCUUGCCUGGCUGUCUGCUUCGGCUACUUCCUCUUUGACAUGGGCUGGUGUGUGCUCUACCACACCGAGGGCCCCGUCAUGCUGGCCCACCACACUGGGAGCAUCGUGGGCAUCCUGCUCGCUCUGCUCAUGGGAGUGUCCGGCUGCGAGACCUGCGGAGUCAUUUUCGGCAGCGAGAUCACCAACCCCCUGCUGCAGACCCGCUGGUUCCUCCGCCAGCUGGGCCUGUACGACAGCCUGCUGGGCGACGCAGUGGACCUGCUUUUUAUUUUAUUGUUCGCAACCGUGCGCGUGGGAGUCGGCACGGUCAUGUUUUACUGCGAGCUCACCUCUCCCAGGACCACGCUGAUAAUGAAGCUCGGCGGGGUGGCCAUGUACGGGCUGGCCUGGGUGUUCAUGGUGGACAUAGCCAGAUUUGGCUACAAGAAAAGUAGGGCGAAGUAUAAAAGGUGGCGUGAGAACCACAUACUGAAAGAAAUCAACGCACAAAAACUGGAUGGACAAGAGUAACUGAAGGAAUUCACCUUUAAAGAUAAACUCAUCUGCCUACUUAUUCUUGCAGGGACAAAAGCUACAUAUUGUGGCAUCAAUAUAUCACAUAUCUGCUAGGGCUGGGAAUCACCAGAGGCCCCACGAUACGAUAUUACCAUGAUACUUAUGUCACGAUACAAUAUUAUUGCGAUUUCAAACAUAUUGCGAUAUUCUGCGAUAUAUUGCAAUUCAUUACCUGUUUUGUCUAAAGAAAAAAAUGUCUGGUUUGUUCAUCUCACUUCAAUUUUCCAUCUAGUGGACUGAAAAGGCAAUCGAUCUUAUUAUUCUAGUACCAAAAGGUUAAACUCUCAUGUUCAAUUUAUAUAACAAAAGGUCGAUACUUGGCGUCUGUGUAUCGAUACAGUAUUGACACAGGUAAAUAUUGCGAUACUAUGCUGUAUCGAUUUUCCCCCCCGACCCUAAUAUCUGCAGGCAUGACAAUACCGUGACAAGAGAUUCUACUUCAGUGGAAGAAUGUAGAACGAGGUAGCCUACAUUUAGGCCUAAUUAAGUACAAACUCAUGGUAUACACUCACCGGCCACUUUGUCAGGAAUACCUUGCUAGUACCUGCCGGACCCCUUUUGCCUUCAGAACUGCCUUAAUUCUUAGUGUCAUAGAUUCAACAAGGUGCUGAAAACUUUCCUCAGAGAUUUUGGUCCGUUUUGACAUAAUAGCAUAGCUGCAGAUUUGACAUUCAUGAUGCAAAUAUAUUGUUCCACCGAAUCCCAAAGGUGCUCUAUGUGGUGACUGUUGAGGCCAUUUGAGUACAGUGAACUCAUCGUCAUGUUCAAAAAAACAGUUUGAGAUGAUUUGAGUUUUUGGACAUAGUCCGGUAUAGGCUACUGCUGGAAGUAGCCAUUAGACGAUGGGUAAACUGAGGUCAUAAAAGGAUGGGCAUGGUCACUAGCAAUACUUUGGUAUUAUAUGUCUUCCCUAUUCUGAUGCUUGGCUUGAGCUUCAGCAGAUUGUCUUCACCAUGUCUACAUGCAGAAAUGCAGUGAGUUCUUGCCACGUGAUUGACUGAUUAGAUAUUUGCGUUGAUGAGCAGUUGAACAGGUAUACCUAAUAAACUGGCCAGUGAGUGUAUAUAAAUAUGUGUGUUUUUUUUGUUUCUUCUUGUCAAUUAUCUUACAACCCUUUAGGUUCAUCUUGCGAACACUUGAGCGGUCAUGACUACCAGGUUGGGAAUGACUGCCCUGGCGCACCAAAUGUGUAUUAAUCUGCGACGGAAUAUAGUUACCAAUAAAAAACACAAUUUACACCCUUUUCAGUUGUGUUUGCUAAAAGCUACACUGCCUAUCUGUUUUAGGACAUACUUCAGCCUUUUUUAAAUAUAAAACUAUAUAUUUGGGACCUGUUUUUUGAAGAUUUACAUCUUCAGUAGGAAACAAUGGGCUUGGGGUUGAAAGAUGGAAAAUACGAAAAUGUUUUUUGUGUGUAGAAAAAUAUAGAAUAACACCUUAUCCUUUUAAAUUCAGCACACCACAAACAAUAUUGACUGAAUGUUGGUGGCAGGUUAAAUUUAAGAAUUUUCAAUAUAUUUUUAAUACCACAUAGAAUUACAUUUAUAAACGUGUUUCUGUGAUCAUACUGGCCAAAGUAUGAAAGUAUGAUGGAGAACCAGUGGGCCUGGAAUUAUUUGGAAUUGCCAGCAGUACUAUAUUCUAUAUAAUGGCACAAAAGAACCAAUUUUGAUCAAUUAAUUUAGGUUCAGUUAGGUUUUUGCUAAAACCGACACUUGCCCAUUAUGAGACAAUUAGCUUCUUAGCUGCUGUAGCUAACAGUACUGACAUUGUUUGCUACAGGUCUGAUGGUGAUGACUGAAACAACAGCACAAUCCUGUCGAAAUGAUCCCCUUUUUAGUUAGAGGUGCAAUAGGUAAGCCUAUAAAACUAACUAACUUUCUAA
Molecule: messenger RNA, 3182 nt
Organism: Perca fluviatilis (European perch)
Lineage: Eukaryota; Metazoa; Chordata; Actinopteri; Perciformes; Percidae
Gene: tlcd5b
Product: TLC domain containing 5b
Exons: 3
Coding region: 470-1252 (260 amino acids)
Cellular component (GO): membrane
Source: RefSeq, a predicted model, not a curated record